Molecule: messenger RNA, 1609 nt
Organism: Pelmatolapia mariae (spotted tilapia)
Lineage: Eukaryota; Metazoa; Chordata; Actinopteri; Cichliformes; Cichlidae
Gene: pphln1
Product: periphilin 1
Exons: 4
Coding region: 637-1110 (157 amino acids)
Biological process (GO): negative regulation of DNA-templated transcription; negative regulation of gene expression, epigenetic; protein localization to heterochromatin
Cellular component (GO): nucleoplasm
Source: RefSeq, a predicted model, not a curated record
AUACGUUUUGAUAAGAUGACUCUGUGUGGGAACAGUGAAUUUUACAGCUUAUCUAGAAAGUAGCUGAAUAAUGUAAGAGCAUCAUGGAUUGCUCUUUGUUUUUUCAGUCCCACCCUCUCACUUGGAAUGUUAUGGAAAACCAAGUCCACAUAAUAGAUUUCCUGUAAAACCACCAAAAAUUAUUAAAUAACAGUACUGUAAAAUGCACAAGUGCUAAAGUAUCUCCAUGUGCGGUGCAUGUUCUUUAUUCAUUCUUGUCUCUAAUCCCUCAAAUUCCCCUGUUUCCACCAGUGUUUGUUUUUUCUUUUGGGGGGAGGUUGGUUUUGUUUCUUUUGAGGUCCACUGCCAUCUUCAAUGCCGGUCAUUUUUCUUUUAAAUUUCCAUUUGAUUGGCGCUUUUUCACUCAUGAAGUGAGUGCUUAGCAGUUUUCAUGGCUAACAUGGCAAAAUGUUGCCAUCUGAAUGCAUGAUUUGAACGAGUUUUAAGAGUAAAUAUUUUUAGGGAAGCAUUAGAGUAGUAGUAUGCUCCAUAGGUUGCUUUUAGAUAAGAAAACCCCAUCAAUUGUGAUGUACUUGGCCGGUGACCUUACGGUUUGGUCUUCCAACAGGGUAUGAAGAGACUUAUUCUCAGAGCAGGAUGAUCGACAAAAUUCCUGGCCUGUCAAGAGAGGGAUCCCCACAGAGUGCAACAUCUGUCAAGGAGGAAAACCCCCCUCCAGAAGGAGAAAAAGAAGAGCCACUGGUAGCUCCCGUCGUGGAAGAGAGCCAAAAAUCUACAGACAAUUUUCACGAGCGACGAGCCGUUGCCAUCGCAGCCAAAGCUCAGGAGAUAGAAAAGGUGUAUCGUCAGGACUGCGAGACGUUCGGAAUGGUGGUGAAGAUGCUGGUGGCUAAAGAUCCCAACUUGGAGAAGCAGCUGCAGGUUCCCCUCCGAGAAAACCUCGGGGAGAUCCGUGAACGUUGCCUAGAGGACCUCAAACACUUCAUCAGCGAGCUGGACGACGUCAUCCGGCAGCCUGAAACUUCCACCUGUGACUCAACCAAUCCCUCUACAUCCCAGUCAGGUCAUAAACUUUCAAAGACAGCAGUCAAUCACAGCUCAUCUUACUGACGCAUCAGCCCGACGUGCUGCAUUAAUGUGAGACAGAGGAGGAAGGCUUGACGGUUUGAAGUCCGGAUUGUUCAGCAGCUCAAACCGAAACCAUGGAGGUAAGCAUGGAGGUCGCCAUGGAGAGAGGAUAUCCUUUGCAGGAAUGACCAGUGUUAUUUUUGAACGGACCAUUUUUACCUUCAAGUUUUCUGUGGGAAUUUAUCAAUCAUAAAGAAAAUGUUCUGUUAAGUUUUGUCAAAAGAAACACGUUCUUUAUUUAAAAUUAUUCUCGUCUCGCAUUGUGAAAAUGGUUAACAAGGGGUUUAUUAUUUAAUCUUCUUUUUGAUGAGAAUAUUUUGUGGAGAGCAGAGAUUCAGUUCUCCAGCAUGUUUUUGUAGUAUUUUCAGCUAUGUAAAUUUUUCUUUUGUAGCAGAUAUUUGACUUGGUGCUGCUAAAUUUACAACAGGUUAACAUACUUGUAUAAAUUUGUACUGUAAAAAAAAAAAAACAGUUAAAUUCA